AUGGAAAUGGGCGGCGAUAUCGUAGGCAACAUAAUGAUGCUGGAACUGGAGACGUUUUCGGACGAGGAAGCGGCGUACCUGACAUCGCCGGACGCGCCGCAUUCCCACAUUGUUGACGAGGUGGUGGAAGCCCUUUUUGAAAACGUUUGCACCGCACCGAGGCGGUGUUCGUGGAAUACACCGAGUGUCCGGCCGGAAUGGAAGGAAGAGUUUCGUUUUGCGGGGGAGUGGUGGCUCUCCAUGCGUGUUUUACCCGCCACUGUGAAUCCGAAUGAGUACCACCCACCGCUUAUUCCAUUUUUGCUGCGAAACGUUCAGACAGAGAAUCAGUUUAUUGCUGAUCUCGCUCUUCAUAUGCGUCAACGAAGCUCUGUCCUCUCCCUCCUCCACAUGGAUCACAUCUCGAUAACCCCCGACCGGGCAAGUGUACUACUUUUUGAAGGAAUUUUACGUAAUGAAGCUCAGAAUUUAGAAUGUCUUUCACUUUCCUUCUGUGAGGUUGGGGCAGCUACACUUUUGUUGAUUUUGUGUGGUUUGAAUCAGUGCCGUUCAAUUCAGCCCCAACUGCGAUAUUUAAACCUUUCUUACAAUUGGAUUGAUGCUUCCUGUUCAAACAUGAUGGCAAUGCUGUUGGAGCGCACUUCUAUUCGAAGGCUGAGUUUGCAUGGCAAUCGUUUUGGUGGUAGUGACAUCACAUCCUUCUACGACUUCCUCCUCCAAGGAUGUUCACUUCUGGAGGAGUUGGAUCUUAGUUAUACAGCUCUUACAUGCGCCGAAGUGUGUGCGCUUAUUAGUUGUCUUCCCCGAAUGCGAAAUCUGGAAGUUCUUCUUCUUGACGGUGUAGAGGUGCCUGACAAUAAGGCAGCAGCACUCUCGACAGCCAUACGGAAGUCAAACCUCAUACAUGUAUCACUUAAAGGGAUUAUCGCCUGCAAUGGCGAGGCGUACCUACACCGUAUUCAUAAGGCCUGUCAACGUAACCGCGCAGCACGUGAUUUCCUGAAGGAUCGGUCAACGCUGCGAUAUUUUUCUGAAGGCGGAAGUUUUUUUGAGGCUUUUGCCCGAAGGACAUGUGAAAUGCAGCGUUUAGACGAUAGAGCUCUUCCUGUGACGUAUCGGCCAUUUGUGACAAAUGACCCCUCUCUCUUGCCCGCCAAAAACCUCUGA
Molecule: messenger RNA, 1167 nt
Organism: Trypanosoma cruzi
Lineage: Eukaryota; Euglenozoa; Kinetoplastea; Trypanosomatida; Trypanosomatidae
Exons: 1
Coding region: 1-1167 (388 amino acids)
Molecular function (GO): protein binding; GTPase activator activity
Source: RefSeq, a predicted model, not a curated record